This is a messenger RNA of Penicillium cosmopolitanum, 1170 nucleotides long. RefSeq names its product ankyrin repeat domain-containing protein. The record is from RefSeq and is a predicted model, not a curated record. Gene Ontology annotation, molecular function: protein binding. NCBI's taxonomy places the organism in Eukaryota, Fungi, Ascomycota, Eurotiomycetes, Eurotiales, Aspergillaceae. The coding region runs from base 1 to 1170 and encodes 389 amino acids. The transcript has a single exon.
AUGGGUCUUUCUGAAUUACCCACUGAGAUUUUAUUGAUGAUUGCAUCUUGUCUUUCGCAGGAGAGUCACAUUAAUGCGUUGAUUCGAACAAAUCGCCGCUUAUAUCGAGAACUUCAUCAAGUCCUACCAUUCUUCAAUGCCCAAUAUCUCCAUGCAUUUGCAUUAUUCUUCGCGGUUGAGCAUCAUCUCCCUCGCAAUGUUCAACAUCUGUUAGAAGGCUUGAAUGUCGCCCGUGCUCGACCUCACUGCCUUCCCAAUGACCUCUAUCGAGAAAAUAGAAUUGCGAAACGCCUCAGGAAGGCCGAGAAUCGCCAAUCGAAAGAUGAAAGUGAAAGUGAAAGUGAAGAAGAAGAAGACUCAUAUUUCUCCUCAUACAACUUAUGCUACACCCUCGAAGGGCGAAGACGGAAUGAACAUUCAAGUUCAGAAUGCAAAGAUUCCUACUGGGAAGACAUUUACGCCCACCCUCUCUCCUCGCGCGGAUAUUGUAUUUCGGUAAUUGAGAAUCUCCAACACGCCUUAAUACUAGCUAUUCAACGAGACCGGGUUGAUAUCGUUAAUCUUCUACUGCAAUUCGGCGCAGAGCCUAAUUUCUACCGCGGUCGUGGUCGCGUAUAUCCACCGCCCAAAAAUAGAAUCGGCUGGGAAUCAAGGCCACCUCGGGGACCGGGACCGAAGCAGGAUUUACCUCCAUUAUUCACGGCGGUCCGGGGCGGAAGUCUCGAGAUGGUCAAAUUACUGCUCGAUUCUGGGGCUGAUCCGCAGCGAUACGAUUUGUCGAAUUUAUAUCGUGCUGUGGAGGAUCAGCGUCGAGAUAUCAUUUCUGCGUUAAUAAAGCUUGACGUUCGGUCUCAAAGGGCUGUGCUGAAACUCGCGGCUCUGCGGAAUGAUUGUGGUUUGGUUGAGUUUCUUAUAGAUGAGGGAUUGAAUGUUGCGGAGCAGGGACAUGUCGGGUUAUACGUGGCUGAAAUGAAAGGCUACGAAGAUAUUGCCAGAUUGUUAAGGCUUCGUGGUGCAACUCUCUUUGCGCUCUCUGGGGAUGAUAAAAUGGAUUGGGAGGAGGAAGAUAGAGAUGGGACGUAUCGUCGUCGUUCCAUCUGUUGUUUUGCUUCAAUCGACGAUGAGGUGCUUGAGGAUGAGGAUGAGGAGGAUGAAGUUCCCGAGGACUAA